Humulus lupulus (European hop) is the source of this 2542-nucleotide messenger RNA. RefSeq names its product long chain acyl-CoA synthetase 7, peroxisomal-like. Lineage: Eukaryota; Viridiplantae; Streptophyta; Magnoliopsida; Rosales; Cannabaceae. Gene Ontology annotation, cellular component: membrane; endoplasmic reticulum. Gene Ontology annotation, biological process: fatty acid metabolic process. The coding region runs from base 124 to 2211 and encodes 695 amino acids. Gene Ontology annotation, molecular function: long-chain fatty acid-CoA ligase activity. The record is from RefSeq and is a predicted model, not a curated record. The transcript is spliced from 23 exons.
UUACUUUCCUCUUCACUUUUACUUGUUCGAACUUUUAAAACCAAAAGCUACAAACAUAACACCUUUGCCACCCAAUUUGAUCAACUGUUUUUCUUUCCCUUUCUCUAAAACUCUGUAAUUUCCAUGGAAGCACCUGGUCAUCGUCGUCUCCAAGCGAUCCAGUCUCACCUUCUUCCUCCAAUCAACGAUGAAUCACCCUCGCAGAUUAACUCCAACGUUACCGCGGGAGAGUUCGCUCUCGGGCAAGGGUACAGUGUAGUUCUUCCAGAAAAAUUGCAAACGGGAAAGUGGAAUGUGUAUAGGUCGGCACGUUCGCCAUUCAAGCUUCUUAGCAGAUAUGUUGAUCAUCCUGAAAUUGGAACUUUACACGAUAAUUUUGUACAUUCAGUUGAGACUUUCCGGAACUACAAGUACUUGGGUACACGAAUUCAAUUGGAUGGAACUGUUGGAGAGUACAAAUGGAUGACGUUUGGAGAAGCUGGAAUUGCUCGAGAAGAGAUUGGUUCUGCCCUACGACUAAAUGGACUACAAAAGGGAGCUUGCAUUGGACUUUACUUCAUAAACAGACCGGAAUGGCUGAUUGUGGACCAUGCUUGUGCAGCAUAUUCAUAUAUCUCAGUUCCAUUAUAUGACACUUUAGGUCCAGAUGCAGUUCAGUAUGUUGUGAAUCACGCUGAUGUUCAGGCUAUUUUUUGUGUUCCACAAACUCUGAAUUCUUUGUUGACAUUCUUAUCUGAAAUUCCAUCUGUACGUCUUAUAGUGGUUGUGGGAGGAACAGAUGAACAUUUUCCUUCACUUCCAUCUACAUCUGGGGUAAAACUGAUAUCCUAUUUAAAACUAAUAAGCCAGGGCCGCAGUAAUCUGCAACCAUUUUGCCCUCCUAAGCCUGAAGAUAUUGCAACCAUAUGCUACACAAGCGGAACUACUGGAACACCAAAGGGAGUUGUAUUGACACAUGGAAACUUUAUUGCAAGUGCUUCUGGAUUCAGUAAAGCGAUCAAAUUCUAUCCAUCUGAUGUUUACAUAUCCUAUCUACCUUUGGCACACAUAUUCGAAAGAACCAAUCAAAUAGUCUCGGCAUACUUUGGUGUAGCUAUUGGUUUCUACCAGGGGGACAAUAUGAAAUUGAUGGAUGACAUGGCUGCAUUAAGACCUACAAUUUUUUGUAGUGUUCCUCGGUUGUAUAAUCGAAUCUAUGCUGGAAUUUCAAAUGCUGUACAAAGUUCUGGUAUUCUACGGGAGAGGCUAUUCAGAGCUGCCUACAAUUCCAAGAAGCAAGCCAUAAUGAGUGGCAGGAAUCCAUCUCCAAUAUGGGAUAAGUUAGUUUUCAACAAAAUCAGGGAAAAGCUUGGAGGACGAGUGCGUUUUAUGGGAUCGGGUGCAUCUCCAUUAUCCUCUGAUGUCAUGGAUUUUUUGAGGGUGUGCUUUGGAUGUGAAGUGAUUGAAGGAUAUGGUAUGACUGAGACGUCUUGCGUUAUAAGCAUAAUGGACGAAGGUGACACCUUAUCGGGUCAUGUUGGUUCCCCUAGUUCUGCCUGUGAAAUAAAACUUGUGGAUGUUCCAGAAAUGAAGUACACCUCAGAGGAUCAGCCUCAUCCUCGUGGGGAAAUUUGUGUCAGGGGUCCUAUUGUUUUUCAAGGCUAUUACAAAGAUGAUGUUCAAACGAGAGAAGUAAUUGAUGGUGAUGGCUGGCUGUACACAGGAGACAUUGGAUUGUGGUUACCUGGAGGCCGACUUAAGAUUAUUGACAGGAAAAAGAACAUAUUUAAGCUGGCGCAGGGAGAGUAUAUAGCACCAGAAAAAGUUGAGAAUGUCUAUGCCAAAUGCAAAUUCGUUGCUCAGUGUUUUAUAUAUGGUGAUAGCUUCAACUCUUGCCUAGUGGCUGUAGUUGCAGUGGACCCUGACAUCUUGAAAGAGUGGGCUGCAUCUGAAGGCAUCAAGUAUGAAGAUAUGGGACAACUAUGCAACGAUCCACGAGCAAGGUCAGCUGUUCUGGCAGAAAUGGAUGCCAUUGGCAGGGAAGCUCAGUUGAGAGGAUUUGAAUUUGCCAAAGCUGUAACCUUGGUUCCUGAACCACUUUCUGUGGAGAAUGGCCUUCUCACUCCCACAUUCAAGAUUAAGAGGCCUCAAGCUAAAGCAUACUUUGCCAAAGCAAUUUCAGACAUGUAUUCUGAGCUGUCUAGAUCUGAUCCAACGUUGCAAAAUGUGUGAUGAGCUCAAUCUCACAAGUAGAACGGAGGUAGGAAAAAUAAUCUUCAUUUUCACUUGGCUCAAAUUUGAUAGUUUUCCCUAAGCGAUCAACUGCACGAAGCUCAUUGUUUUAGUUUAUACGCUCUUUGGAGGGGUAUCUCACUGAAGAAUAACUGAACAAGGCUUUGUUUCUUGCCUAGCAUGUAACAUUAUUUCAUGUAGAAUACUACUUUUUGUUGUAAAUACACAACGCAGACCUCAAAACAAGCAAUAUUCAAACUCAAACAACAAUACUAACACCAACUAACAAAGAACAAGUAGAGAUAAAUAGAAUUUAUACUGGUUCAGCUAA